AAUUCAUGGUACAGAUGUGAAGCCGCACACUGUAAGGGUUUCUCCUGGUUUAUGCUUGCUGCUUUGCAAACACUAUGAGUCACCCAGAGGCAGGGAAAGGCCCAACCUUGGACUUUAAACUGAAAAAAUGAAACUAAGGCUUUUAUUCCCGUUUCAGGCAGACGAAAUGGCAGACGAGAGUCCAGUCCAGAACCUCUGCGAGGAAACAACAUGCCGCAUCUGCCAGGAGUAUUUCAAAGAUCCAGUGAUCAUAGACUGCGGCCACAAUUUCUGCCAAACCUGCAUCACCGAGACUUGGGGGAACUCGGACCAAGAUGCUUCUUGCCCUCACUGCAGGGAACCUUGUCAGCAAAGGAAUUUCAGGCCCAACCGGCAACUGGCGAGCAUUGUGGAAAUAGUCAAGAAAUUCAGCCUUCAGACGGCCAAAGGGGCAGAAGCGCUGGGAAGGGUUUGCGAGAGACACCAGGAGCCCCUGAAGCUGUUCGGCGAAGGCGACCAAGCCCCCAUCUGUGUGGUGUGUGACAAAUCUAAGGAGCACAAAAUGAUCCCAAAGGAGGAGGCCUUUGACGAGUAUCAGGGUAGAAUCUUGCGUCAUUUGGAGUUCCUGAACAAACAGAGAGAAGAAAUUCUGUAUUCUAAACUGAAGAGGGAGACCAAAAGCCAGAAUCUGCUGAAGCAGACAGACAUGGAGAGGCAGAAACUCAUAGCUGAUUUCAAGCAAUUGCACCAGUUUCUGGAAGAACAAGAGCACCUCCUGCUGACUCAAUUAACGGAACUGGACAAUGAGAUUAAAUCCUGGGAGGACAAACAUAUUGCAAAACUCUCUGAGGAAAUCUCCUCUAUCGAUGACCUUAUUAAGGAGCUGGAGGAGAAACAGAAACAGCCAGCGACUGAAUUCUUGCAGAAUAUGAGAAGCAUCCUGGAAAGGUGUAAUGAAAAUGAAUAUAAAACCAUGAAUGAUUUUCCUCCUGGAUUAGAAGAGCAAAUAGAUAAUUUCUCCAAAAUGCAUCCUUUUUUGGAGAAGGAGACCGAGAAAUUUAAAGACGUUGUGCUCUCUGGACCUCAAGAUGAAAAAGCUGACUCUGUCAUGCUCUCCUCAACACCAGAGACCAUACAACAAGGUGAAAUGAGCAUCGUGAGGAAGAAGAGCAACUUGGGAACAUUUGGGAAGAUAGCAUCAGUGAAUAUAGUUUUGGAUCCAGAAACAGCAAAUCACUACCUCAUUCUCUCUGAAGACGGGAAGAGUGUGAGGUGUGGAGGGGAAAGGCAAAAUCUGCCCGACAGCCCAAAGAGAUUUGAUCCCAAGACCUACGUGCUGGGCAGCGAGAGAUUCCGUGCAGUAAGAAAAUGGUGGGAGGUGGAAGUUGGGGGAGAGAAAAAUGCCACGUGGGCCGUGGGGGUGGCACGCAACUCCACCCCGAGGAAGGGACAGGUCAGCCUUCAACCCAGUGUAGGAAUCUGGGCUGUGGGAAAAGCCAUAGUUGGCUCAUUGUAUGGACUUUGGGCUUUUACUGCCCCUGAGCGGACGCCUUUGCUCUUAAAUCAUGAGCUCAGGAAGAUCCGGGUGACUCUGGACUAUGAAAGGGGUUCUGUGGGAUUUUUUGAUGUCGAAGGAGAUGUCUUGAUCUUCACUUUCCCGAAUGCGUCCUUCUUUGGGGAGGAAAUCCGGCCCUUUUUCUUGGUCGGGCAAGGAGCUGAACUGAGUUGCUGAAUCUUGAGUGCACGACUCCUCACAGCCCCCCCCCAAUCGCCCCCAAUGCCCUGAAAAAGAGUUGUUUUUGCACUUCCCGCACAACUGUAUGAGAUCCAAGCAAAGAGCUGUGGAAUGGCGCUCAGGGAGGAAUGGCCACAGAAAUUUGGGCCUUUCCAUCUGUGGGGCAAGAGCGGGUUGGCAUGUGGGAAGAAUAGUGUUCUUGUGCUUUUAACAAUGGCCUGGCAGGCAGAAAUCCAACAGGCUAAGCUUCUGCUAGUAUGAAAAUACAGUCAUGGGAAAAGCUUCAUCACCACUGUAUUCCCUCUCAUAUUGUAUUAUGGCGGCCAUGUUUUGUUAUGGUCCUGUGGCAGCCAUUUUGUUACUGGUACCAACAGCAUUCCCUCAAAACUUGAGAUGUGCCCUCGUCCAAAAAAGUGAGCGCCCGCUGGUCUACAAUAUCAGUUCUGUACUGUACUGAGCAUUUUGUAUCAAUAAACUAUCUCCUUGUUUUCA
This is a messenger RNA of Podarcis raffonei (Aeolian wall lizard), 2206 nucleotides long. RefSeq names its product zinc finger protein RFP-like. Gene Ontology annotation, molecular function: protein binding; zinc ion binding. The coding region runs from base 128 to 1711 and encodes 527 amino acids. The record is from RefSeq and is a predicted model, not a curated record. The transcript has 8 exons. NCBI's taxonomy places the organism in Eukaryota, Metazoa, Chordata, Lepidosauria, Squamata, Lacertidae.